Messenger RNA from Pecten maximus, 6730 nucleotides. Its product is annotated as transmembrane protein 26-like. NCBI's taxonomy places the organism in Eukaryota, Metazoa, Mollusca, Bivalvia, Pectinida, Pectinidae. The coding region runs from base 1579 to 2793 and encodes 404 amino acids. The transcript is spliced from 4 exons. The record is from RefSeq and is a predicted model, not a curated record.
GCAAACUAACUCUUAUUUACAUUACAGCACGUUCUUUCGCGUGGAGUUUACGAACUUUAAAGGUACAGGGUUUGCAUAACAUAAUUUGCCCCCUGGUAAUUCUAACUUAGAAAGCAAACUGGAACAUUAGUUAAUUGGAGGCAGCACCAAUACUUGAGGGAAAGACAACUAUUAAUCACUAACGACAAUAAAGGUCAAAGUGUUUCUAGGGCCGGGAAACCUGAUUGGUAGAAUAUACGGAGGUCUAUAUUUUGAGGUAACGCAGACAACAGAUGGCGCUACAGGCGUGCUUUGGGCGGUACCAUGGUGUGUUAACUUUAUAGGAUAUUCUCAAUAACAUAAGUAUCAAUAUUGAAUCAAGUUUUGUGAGGAUUCUUUUUAAUACACAGUGGAACAGUGAUGGCUUUGACAUUAUAGUGUGAACAGCGAUAUCACAUUAAUGACAGUGGUGACAUUAUAAUGUGAACAGUGAUGGCUUUGACAUUAUAGUGUGAACAGCGAUAUCACAUUAAUGACAGUGGUGACAUUAUAAUGUGAUCAGUGAUGGCUUUGACAAUAUAAUGUGAACAGUGAUUGUUAUGACAAUAUAAUGUGAACAGUGAUGGCUAUGACAAUAUAAUGUGAACAGUGAUUGCUAUGACAAUAUAAUGUGAACAGUGAUUGCUAUGACAAUAUAAUGUGAACAGUGAUUGCUAUGACAAUAUAAUGUGAACAGUGAUUGCUAUGACAAUAUAAUGUGAACAGUGAUUGCUAUGACAUUAUAAUGUGAACAGUGAUGGCUAUGACAUAAUGGCGCCAAUAAUUAACUACUCCGAACGGAAUGGAUAAUAUAUUAUUAAAUCACUAAUUAAUGUAUUAACAGACUAUUCAUAUGAACUAUAUUUCAUUUUUUAAUGUAAUAUCGUAAUAUUUCAGUAUUAGGAUUCACAGAAAUGGAAUGGGUAUGUUUUAUGUCAAGGUACGUGCGUAUAACCUUGUAGCUAUGGACGACUGAAUGAAACAUGAACAAAUAGAGAGGUAUUUUAUUAUAAUGCCUGUUGAUAUUUGGCAGAUUGGUACAGCACUCGGAUAUGAAACAAAAAGCUCUCAUGAUUAAUUGACGUCGUUUACUACGGUACAUUUGGAGAAGAUAAACUUUCGACACUAAGGUAUACAUAUGUAUCUGGCCGCCAGUAUUUGUGCCCUUUAUGGUUCCUGUUUUUGUGAAUCACUAGCUACAUCUCUCUGUAAUAGAUUGAACAUUUCAUUGGUGGUAGCAUCUCGCUGUUCUUCGGUACAUGGCUAGUUCCACUUUUGAAUGCCAAAGUCCAGCUUUUCUCUUUGAAGUGUUUGUGAACCCUGAUGACGUACGCCCUUCCUCUCGGAUUCAGUACUGGAAUUCUAGGCCGGCAACUUCCGCUGAUGCAUCAAAGUGAUUACAUGCGUCCAGGAAAAUUCAGAUCAAGUCCAACAUUUUAUAAAGUCAGGUUUUCUGUGGACGUCAUUAAAUAUAGCUGAGUGGAACGUCAACAAAGAUACAGAACGGUGGGAAUAAUUCUGUUUAAAUCAUAUAAUUCAAAUUCCGGACAAGUCACCAAGAUGAGGUGCAUGACGAUCAUUCGAGCACUUCUCGUGCGAGUGUUAUUUGCCGCUCAUGGUGUGAUUGCAAUAUGGCGACUGUUCAUGGUCAUUAGGAAGUCCUGGUGUUGGUACCUAACUGGAGCACUGGGCGGACUGUUGAUAGAAACUAUCAUCACUCUCACAAAGAAAAGAGGCAAAGAGUGGAAAUGGUUUUGUCCAAGUGUGUUCUUUUACCUUGGAAGUGUAGUUCCUGCCAUCUGGUUUCUCGAGCUGCACGAGAUGGAGGAGAGAAUUGCUAUGCGCGAGAGAAACGAGUUGACUAACAGUAGCAGUCUUAGUCAUGUGGCUGUCAAUCGUACUAACAAAGAGGACCUCAGCGUCAACAUAGAAGGGGUAGAAAUCACCAUUCCACUGGCUAUUCCGGCCAAUCUCUGGCUUCGAAUACUUGAACAGUUUCUACUUUUGAUGCUGAUAGUAGGUAGAUGGUUACUGCCUAAAGGUUCCCUGUCACAUGACCAGUUAUCCCAGCUCCUAUUGGUAUAUGUGGGGACAGCCGCCGAUAUAGUGGAGUUCUACGAGGCAUUCAGCGAAGAGUUGGUGAUGUACAAUCGUCUGCUGUGUUACAUUAUUCUGGGGAUCUGGACAUUGAGUCUGCUCCAGUUUACACUCGUGCUGACCGCGACACGUGCCCGCCGUGACCAGUCCGGGGUUCCAUCGUCCGGAUACUCAGACACAGAUAAAGUGGGUUGUUGUAAUCCGGAAAUCUACGGCAUCGUGACGUCGAUUUUCAUGCAGGACUGUCCUUUCUUGGUGGUUAGACUUUUGUUGAUAUUUAAAUAUGGCGUGAUUAGUUAUACUAACAUGUUCUUCACGUCAAAAAACUCCCUAGUAAUAGUUCUUCUGAUGUAUCGAGUGAUUGUCGUACAAGGAGAAACAAGGCGGAAAAAGGGGGAAAUGAAGAAAUGCGGAUCAGCUAUCCGCUUGAAUUUACCUAAUAAUGUUACAGGAUUCGGGGGAAGAAUUGACGGCCAGGUUUAUAUGAAGCCGAGUUGUAGCGCUCCCAACGUGUACAAGGCGACUCAGUCAGACAGUCUACCCAGAUACAAAAAUUCAGCGGUGCAUGACCGACGCAGCGACCCGAUGGACGCCACUAAGUUGAACGCUCAGCAGGCUAGAGGAACCCCUCCAAGGUCUCCAUUAAACCAAAGGCCUAUCCCUCGCAUCAUAAGAUAAAAAUUAUUUACCCAAAUCUCCCUUCAUAUCGUCAUGUGCCUGCGUAUCAUCAGACGUUUUACUACUUCACAGAAAAGUUGCAUACGUAUCAUCAGUAUUUGAAUCAUUACGUCAUCAGAAAAUGUGUCCAAAUAUCAUCAGUUAUGUAUCAUUACGUCAUCAGAAAAUGUGUCCAAAUAUCAUCAGUUAUGUAUCAUUACGUCAUCAGAAAUGUGUCCAAAUAUCAUCAGUUAUUGAUCAUUACGUCAUCAGAAAUGUGUCCAAAUAUCAGCAGGCAUGUAACAUUACGUCAUCAGAGAAUGUGCCCAAAUGUUAUCAGUUAUUUAUCAUUACUUAACAGAAAAUGUGUCAAAAUAUCAUCUGGUAUGUAUCAUUAUGUCAUCAAAAUGUGUUCAUGUAUCAUCAGUUGUGUAUCAUUACUUGAUCAGAAAAUGUGCUCACGUAUCAUCAAUUAUGUACAAUUACGUCAUCAGAAAAUGUGCUCACGGGUUUUGCAUCAUUACGUCAUCAGAUAAUGCGCUAACGUAUCAUCCAUUAUGUAUCAUUACAGCAUCAGAGAAAGUGCCUACGUAUCAUCCGAGAUAUCGUAACGUUAUCAUAAAAUAUGCUAACGUAUCAACAGUUAUGUAUAAUUAAGACAUCGGAAAUUUUGCACACGUAUCAUCAGAAAAAUGUGAUGAUAUCGUCAAAUAAUUUCCCAUUCAACUGUAUAUCGUCGUAAAAGUAUCGAUUUAUCAUCGGAUAUUGUCAAGUUUGAAAUUUUUAUCAAGAUUCAUCAUAUGGCAGUAGUUAUAGUUUUACGUGAAACUAAUACUUAGUAUAUAAAUGUGUCUCAUUGUAAUGAAUCAUCAAGAAUGACAUUAUCAUUUCUGUUCUUCACAUCAUCCUCAUCGCCGUCGUCGCCUUAUCUGAUGAAUUCAUUGUUAACUACUCUAUCAUUUAGAUAAGAAAUGGUGUGGUGAUAAAAAAAAAGAAAGAAUUUUAGAAUGUUGAAAUGAAAAAAAAAACAACUUACUACCGAUCUGCAGUGAAACCAGCUGUAUGGAAUCACUAGAGAGGUGGACAAAGUUUCUGGUGAUAUUGCGGGGAUGUCCAGAACCUCCAGUGUGGACUAUCGCUUGUACAUAUAUUACCAAUGGAUUUCCCGAACCUCUAGCGUGGACUAUCGCUUAGUACAUGUACUGUUAAUGAAUGUUCUGAACCUCCAGUGUGGACUAGCACUAUCGCUUAAUACUUGUAUUAUUAACGGAUAUCAUUCAUUCGUGUUCUACCUUGGAAGUUAAAUAAUUUCUGUAAUGAAAGGUUACACAAUGAAUGGAAAAAUAACUAACGAGAGCAAAAGAAAUACCAAAUUCAACAACCAAGAGUUUUUGUGACCUGUUUCUACCUCAAUAGAAAAGCUAUGCUGAUGAUGACCUGUUUGUGUCAAUGUGUGUUCCUUUCGUAAUACCAGGUGUGGUGUAAGAAUAUGACCUAAAGUAAAAUACCGCUCCUUAAUAUGCAAAACUGACAUUUUCGGUAAUGUAUGGAAAUAUUACAUUUGAUUUCAAAACAUUUUCAAUCUUAUUCACAAGGAAAUAAAUUGAUAGAAAUCUAAAUAUAUUUUUGAAAAUAUGACCAAACCAGUUGCAACUACUUUUUUGCGUUAUCAUUUCCGGGACAUCGUGAAGCGGCCUUCUAGUGUUAGCCAAUCCAAACCCAUUGAACCAAGUGAAUAAAAAUAGUUUCUAUCAAAUGUUACCGUGUCAACCAAUCAAAACGUAUUUAGAGUUUAUACCACGUAUGGUAUAAACUGAACUUUAUUCAACAGCUGUAAUGAUUGUUUCAUGCCUUUGGAGUAACGCCCGUCUAUUGUGGUAGAAUGAUACAUGUAUGUAUCAUGUUUCUAAAUUCUCUGCCAUGGUCAUCAUAUUGGUCGUCUUACCUGCACAAUUCCCUCAAAUAAUGUAUAUGGCAUAAAUGUAUAGGUAGUGAUGUAGUGAGGACAUGCUGCUUCUAGGACAAUAAACAAUAAUGUACAGGUAAUAUACCGAACUCAUUAAUCUGAUAAGAAACAUUUAAGAAAGCAUUUUCUAUUAAAUGAUAAUUAAUUAAUGUUUUGAACAUUGAAUGAUUAACAAAUAUACAUGUUAUUGUCAAGGUGAGUUUUGCAUUUCGAGUAAUUCAUUUAAAACCUGUGUUGAGAAAUUGGAGCUUCUCAUUGUCAUGUUGUCGUCUGUCCUCUUACUCCAUAGACAUUUAAAAUCUGUGUUGAGAGUUUGGAGCUUCUCCUUUACAUGUUGUCAUCUGUUUUCUUACUCCAUAGACAUUUAAAAUCUGUGAUGAGAGUUUGGAGCUUCUCCUUUACAUGUUGUCGUCUGUCCUCUUACUCCAUAGACAUUUAAAAUCUGUGAUGAGAGUUUGAAGCUUCUCCUUGACAUGUGUCGUCUGUCCUCUCACGCUAUAGACAUACAAAUGCAACAUCAACUCCAAUCGAAAUUCAAAGGUUACAUUGACUCAAGCAGGUUCAAACGUUACCUUUAUCCAAACAGGUUCAAGCGAUACAUUUACCCAAUAUGUUCAAACGUUACAUUUACCCAAACUGGUUCAAGCGUUACAUUUACCCAACAUGUUCAAACGUUACAUUUACCCAAACUGGUUCAAACGUUACAUUUACCCAAACUGGUUCAAACGUUACAUUUACCCAAACUGGUUCAAACGUUACAUUUACCCAAACUGGUUCAAACGUUACAUCUACCCAAACAGGUUCAAACGUUACAUAGGCUAAAAUCACGUUGAGGUUCAAACAUCUCAUUAGCUCAAAAAAGUUUAAAUGUUACCUGCGCUCAAAUCACGAAGAGGUCAAAAUGUUACAUUAAUUCAAAAUGUUCAAAUGUUAAAUAGGCUCAAAUCACUAAGAGGUUUAAAUAUAACAUUCAAAGCACAAAAACGGUUCACAGAUCUCACUGAAAUAACAAAGAGUUUCAAAUGACCUAUUCGAUAUAAACAGAGUUUAAUGUCCCAUUAAAAUUACAAAGAGUGGUUCUAAAAUACGGAUUUUCACAAGAUGUCUCGAGCGAUGGGAAGAUAGCAAGAGGUGCCGAGUCCUAAUGCCGCGUAGAAAAAAACUAACUACCAUAACAAGAGGUUUUAUUUGUGAUUAACGAUAAUGAAAAUCGAUUUAUGGUAAGAGUGAUCUCCAUUUCGAUUUAAUGAGAUUGAAAUGGAAAUUCAUUCAACAGAUCGUAAUUGUGUUUGAAGAUUCAGAUAAAUCAGAUAUAAUUGUUGAAGUCCGUAGAUUGAGGAGGUCAAAAAUCCACUUAUAGAAAGUUACAUCGACCAAUUAACGAGGUCGGUAAAGCAAGGAUAUCGAAAACCAAUUUGUAAUAACAAUGACCUCAAUGUUACACCAUGGUCAGUAAAAUGUCAACUCGUACAAGAUAGGAUGAAUGUGAGUAGGUGUCAGGAUAAAACAGCAUUUAUUAAUGAAAUCAGUAGAGCGAGGAGGUCGAAAAUCUAUUUAUAGUUACAAUAAACUUAUAUUUGACCCCAGGUGAUUGAAAAGCGACGAGUCUGUACAAUAAAUGGUGUUUGCUAAAAGCAUGAAACUUGUGAGUAAGUGUGUGAAGUUUAAGGACUCGUUUGGAUGUAUUUCCUCGGCAACUCGUCAGGAGGGGAUUAGAAGGAGUUCACACACAUCAGGUAGAGGUUUCAAUGCCGUAAUCGCCUUUCUGUAUCAUUUUUUCUUCCUUGUCAUUUGUAAUGUUUUGAUUUUAGCAUGCCUACAUUUCAGGCAAGAACAACAGUAAUGAAAAUGAUUUAUUGGGGAAAUUUCAUUAAAUACAAUAUAGAGUAUACAUCUACUCGAGUUUUCUUUUAACAUACAAUGAUAUUGUUUCUGUAACAAUGAAUUGUCAUUCUUAUCGAUUUCACCGAUUAAAUUUUAAAUCAAUUUGAA